CUGACGACGAGGGAUGCCAUGGGCUCCCCUGUUCACCGUGAGGACAAAGCCAAGGACUCGGCCAUCCCUGCUCUCCCAGAGCCUGAUGGGAACUUCCUGGUUAAGGUAGGGUUCCUGAGGAGUCUGCACCGUUAUGAGAUCGUCUUCACCCUCCCAGAGGUCCCUGUUCUGGGGAAAGACGUGUGCUCCCUCCCCUCCUCCUCAUCACCGACGCCCAGACCCCUCCUCAAAGUCAACCGUGUCACACCCACACCAGAGGGUACGUGGGAGACCAGGGCCGUAUUCAUUACGGCAUGCCAAAUAAUUUUUAAAAGCCGUUUUGCAAUGGAAAAUGAAAAUUACGUUUUUCUUAUUGGACAAGCCCAGGUAGUCCCUUCCUGUUUCAGUCAGUUUUUAUGCUGUUCGAAGCCUAUUGAAUCCGACCCAGGAUUGAAACUGAGAUGAUUGCUUCUGUGUCGGAUAUACAGGAUCUAAAUUGUCCAAAUGGAUACGAAUGGAUAUAAAUUGGGAUGGGGUGCGGUGUAGACCUGAAAGUGGCAGAAACCCACUAACAAGGCAUAUCUAAUCUCCCUUGUCUCUGCCAACAAACAUAUUAGCACCAUAACAAGACUCUGUCAUUACUGUAACCUACUAUUACAGUAACCGGUCUGUUAUCAAACCUGUGAAACUUGAAACAUUGAAUGUUUGUCUGGAUCACUGGCAACAGAUGGUGUCGCUCGUUGUCUCUGAUUGGGGAUCAUACUUAGGCAGCCUAUUGGCACUAGUUAGUUGUGGGAUCUUGUUCCGUGUUUAGGCUAGUUUUGUGUUCAGCCUUUGGACUUUGUGUUCAGCCUGGUUUGUUGUUUUGUUGUGUGUUUAUUCGUUGUAUAAACAUGU
Coregonus clupeaformis (lake whitefish) is the source of this 876-nucleotide messenger RNA. Its product is annotated as UPF0687 protein C20orf27 homolog. Lineage: Eukaryota; Metazoa; Chordata; Actinopteri; Salmoniformes; Salmonidae. The annotation marks the transcript as partial. The record is from RefSeq and is a predicted model, not a curated record. The transcript is spliced from 2 exons.